Messenger RNA from Chondrus crispus (carragheen), 1338 nucleotides. RefSeq names its product Glycosyltransferase, family GT47. The coding region runs from base 1 to 1338 and encodes 445 amino acids. Lineage: Eukaryota; Rhodophyta; Florideophyceae; Gigartinales; Gigartinaceae. Gene Ontology annotation, molecular function: glycosyltransferase activity. The transcript is spliced from 3 exons. The record is from RefSeq and is a predicted model, not a curated record.
AUGCCGCCGCCGUUCCCCGCGCGCCGCGUCGUCACGACCGUCGCGACGCACGCCGACCCCAAGUCCUUGCGCCCGCCGGCCUCGCACCCGCGCAAGUUCGCCGCGGGCUCGCGCCUGCGCUCACCGUCCCCGUUGGUCGUGCUGUGCGCCGCCUUCGCCCUGCUUGCGCUGCAUGCCGUCGUGGCCAACCUGUCGCCGCCGUGCGCCGCGCCGCCGUCCGCCGACCUCACCGCGGAGCUGGAGCGCUGGCGCCAGCCGCAGGUCGCUGCCGCCGCGCUGCGCGUCUUCGUCUACGACUUGCCGCCGAGGUUCAACGUCGCCCUCGUCGAGAAGAGCAUCGCCCAGCCGGGGCCGAUCCGCGACCCGCGCUGCGACACCAACUUCUACUCCGCCGAGGUCCACGUGCAUCGCUGGCUGCUGGCCUCGCCCAUUCGCACCGCGGACCCGGAGGAGGCCGACUUCUUCUACGUCCCGGUUUACACCACGUGCGAUCUCAUCACACAUCAGCCGAACGACGUUCCGCGUGUUGGGCGCCACUUUGCGGAGGCUAUGGACGUCGUCAUCCGCGACUACCCCUAUUGGAAUAGGUCCAGCGGCAGGGACCACGUGUAUAUGUUCUCGCAGGGCUUUUCUGCUAGGCUUGCGGGAGAUUGGCAGCGAUAUGCGAACGGCAUUUUUAUGGUGCACAAUGGUGAGUUCAGUGCGCCGGAAUAUACCCCGCAUAAGGACUUCACCAUCCCCCCGGAGCUUAAAGCAUAUUUUACGCCGUAUUGGAUAGAGGACCCAGAAGUGGUUGUUAGUAGACCUCGGCAGUUUCUUGCUCAAUUUGGAGGGCAGGUUCUUAACGUCAACAUAAGCGAUCAUCGGGGAAGCAAUUAUUCUGGUGGUGUCAGACAGUACAUUCAGGCACAUUUUAGCGAGCGAAAGGAAUACCAAAUUACUGGUGUGAGAACAGACUCGUACAUUGACGAUAUGAAGAACAGCAAGUUUUGCUUGUCUCCUGAAGGAUGGCAUCCAUGGAGCCCAAGGCCGUACUAUGCUGUGAUGAUGGGAUGCAUUCCUGUCGUCAUCUCUGAAGUUCAGGAGCUUGCUUUCGAGGAGCUGGUGGAUUGGGACAGUUUUGUUGUUUGGAUUCGCCCUGCGGACAUAUCGCAUCUUGAUGACAUUCUUCACUCAUUUUCGGAGACAGAACUGAAAAGACGACAGUUGGCAAUGAAAGCGACGUGGCGCGCCUUAUGGUAUGCGGAUGAAGGACUGGCCUAUCAAUCUAUAUCGAAAGCAUUGUACAGUCGAAAAUACGACAGCGCCCCAGUCAGAGAAUUCAGCAGAAGGAAAUAG